This is a messenger RNA of Drosophila sechellia, 3970 nucleotides long. It is a transcript of the gene in, whose product is annotated as inturned planar cell polarity protein. The transcript has 2 exons. The coding region runs from base 1039 to 3648 and encodes 869 amino acids. The record is from RefSeq and is a predicted model, not a curated record. Gene Ontology annotation, biological process: cilium assembly; vesicle-mediated transport; nervous system development. Lineage: Eukaryota; Metazoa; Arthropoda; Insecta; Diptera; Drosophilidae. Gene Ontology annotation, cellular component: cytoplasm; cilium.
UGGCUGGAGGACCCAGCCUGCUCCGUUGGUCAGCAGAAAUAAUUGGUAGCUGCGAUACAUAUGUGCGGCUAAUUCUGCCAUGAUACGGCUUAUCAAUUUUGGAAAUAUCUUCCCUUGAAUGGCCCGGGACUAUCAGCGUAUCGCUUUUUCGGUGGCACUGAGCGUCCCGCCUCACGCCCACGCCAAGUUCCUUAUCGGAUAAUUAUCUGGUCGUCGGAGUACGGCUAUUAGGCCCGUACUUCAAUGGGCUCGGUGGUCUGGAUCAACCGAUAUAGCCACGGCUCGCUUUUGGCCAGCACAUAAUAGAAAAGUUUUGAUUUACGGCGUCCAGUCUCUUAGACCAAAUCCUAGAUUAUCAGCCCAUCGGCGAUACAUAAAGCUGGCCACUAAAACAUCCGGCUGCACAAAUGCCCAAUUAAUUAUAUCAAUUCCCUUCAUAUCAGAUACACAGGUUAUUGGCCGUAAAAGAAUUUAUUGGGAGAUAGGGCUUCUGCGGUAGUCUCACAUGACAAAUGAUCAUCGGAUACCCAUUGAGGAAACAACAUUUUACUAAUCUUCCGCUGAUUAACACAAUCAAAUGCGACUUUGUGCAGAGUCAGCAUUUCGCAGACGGAGCUCUAUUUUUAUAAGGAUUUUCCAUGAUUAUUAUUUAUAACUUAAUGUCAAUAGCGAAAUCCAGAAGUAAACUGUUUUGCAGUACAAUCUUUACAUGCGAACAUUUAAAAAAAGAAAGUGGUUUUUGUAUUAUGGUGACUACACUUUUCCUAACCCAUGGUGGGUUUUGAGUUUCCCCUGGUUGAAAGAGAACCGGAUCACAAGAGAGCUGCUCGUUUCCCGCUGGAAUUUGAGUGGAAUGGUAGGGGGCUGGUCGGAGCCAGAGCUCAAUUAGAAACUGGUUUUGAGUGCUGAGAUCUCGGCUUUCAGUCGACAUUCAGAGCUGAGCUGAGGCGGUUUCAAUCGGCGGAAGAUAGUUGAGUGUGUACCUGGAAUAGUAGGCCACUAAUAACUAUCCACCCAGUUAACAAUACCCGCUGAAGUAUGCGCAAAUCGCCGGGCAGCCUGCCCUCGGAGGCCUUCUCCAGCUCGAACUCCUCGCUGAGCAACUCGUACAGCGAUGGCAGCGACCUGGCCAACUGGGAGGAGUACGUGACCACAGACGGCAGUCUCUUCUACAUGGAGUAUGUGAGAUGUGAGAAGACUGGCGUCUCGGCGGAGCGGCGGGUGGAGUUCAUGCGCCGAUCGCUGCGCCUGGGAAAGAAGUCGUCGCGUCGCCAGCCACACAGCAAUAAUCAGAAUCAGAGUCAGAACCAAAACCAGUCCCACGGCCCCAGCAGGUUGGAUACCCAGACGGAGCCGCAAGAGUUCCGUUUCUCACAGUUCAAGACGGCUGCCCCCGAUCCCAAGAAACUGGAUCUGGUGAUCACAGCCGCCGAUCGCUUCCGUUUCGGACGACGAUCCACGGCGGUGGAGUCCAUACUGGGCUUCCGGGUGCUGCCCUUUCCGGACCAACCAGAAUGCCUGAUGGUCGAUGGAUUCGUUCACGAUCUGAGUGCACUGCAGCACGGCAUCAAGCGGGGAGAUUGGUUUAGAUCCCUGAAUGGCAUAGAGUUGUACGCCAGCAAUGUGGAUGAGUUGCUCCAGCAGUUCGUGGAGCCCACUCAGGUGUGCCUAGGCUUUCAGUCGUACGGUGCGGCCAGUGCAGUUUCCCCCACCGAUCCGGGGUAUAAUCAAAAUGUUCGCGAGGAGCAGGUGUGCAAGGUGGAGAACUUUCCCAUGUUCACGGAGAAGUUUGAGCAGAUGUUGAUAACGGAGGGGAACUUCGGUGGUCCCGGUAGUUCCGUAGACAUAAGAAUGCCCUUCGCUAUGCUGCUACUCCCACCGGAGUGCUAUCAGCAUGAGCAGCAACAGGAUUCCCUCUACUACUUUCCGGAAACCCCCGACAACUUCCUAUUCAAGGCCCGUGGGAGUUUCCUCACCCUGCACGCCGUUCUCAGUGAACUGCACACCCAGCCGCUGAGCUCAAGGCUGCUGGUGGACCAGGUGCAAUACCACGUCAACUACCGCCGACUGAAUGGGUUCCUAGUCCUCUUCGCCUACGCCGGAGGACUCUGCAGUGCGGCGGAGUGCAGCCUGCGAUCGGAUGAGCUGAUCGGAUACAUACGCUUCUCUCUGCCGGGCUUGGUCCUGGAGAGCUUCAAUCAGGAGGGAGAGCCGGGGAAUAGUUCGAGACUGAAGCUGUUUCUGAGACACUUUUGUGAAAUCCAGAGGACCCGGCUCGUAGCCCGAUGCCAUGGUCACAUUCGUUUCGAGGAGCUCCUGGGCCAAUCCCGCAGCCUGCCACUGCCCAAGGAAGCGCAGCUGCGCAUCUUUGAUGCUCUGAGUGAAAUGGAGGCCAUGGACUAUCGCAACUGGAACGACGAGCCACUCACCACCCAUCGCGAGUUCUUCAUCUACGGCAGUGCGCUGUACUACGAUGGCUUCCUGGUGGCCAGCCUGCUGCCACCGGAAGUGCGGGUGAGUGUAGAGGGAUUCCUGCGCUGCCGCGGUAUCUUCGAGUUGCUCGGAGCUGCUCCUGGAAUCAAAGUUCGCGAGAUGUACGUGUGGGAGGAGAUAGUGUUGCCCAGUGCCACAGGGCGAUAUUUCCUUACCAUCUGCACCAAGAACCACUUGAGUCUGGCCGUGAUCUUGAAGAUCUUCGAUGCUCCGGACAUGGCGCCGGAUGCGGUGGUGGGACCAUCGCUCUUUUACAUCGAGGAGAUUCAGGAGACGCUGGACCACCUGGUGCAAUGCGGCAUUGAAUCCCUGGCCAUGUUCUGGUCCGUUUCCAAUAAGAGACCGGAGGUGCUCGACGCCACUGCCAGCGAGAGCAGGGAUCAGGAGAAGGAGCCGAACAACCGACUGGAGUCCUUCCUCAAGCAGAAACUAACCGUGCUGAGUCCUUCGGUGGAGGAGGAGGCCCAACUCUGCUCGUCCCUGGGUGGGUCUUCCAUACACAGUCUGACUCCCAGUGAGGACGAGUCCUGUCGCAGGCGAUUGACCCCCAUCCAUGGUGCUGCCGAGGACUCGGACAGCGGUUCCGACUGGGAGAACUUCGCCGUACAGCAUCCACUCCACUAUGGACUGAAUCUCGGGGCCGAGAGCCACAAGCAGAGCCAAAUGACGGAGUCCAUGUGGAAGGAGAUCAACAACGUGGUGCCGGUCAAGAUAUCCGCUGGCUGGAAGAAUUCCGUGCUGCACUACGUCUACAUUGACAUAGCCAAUGGGUCCUUGUUUGCCCCAUUUACCGACAGUUCCGAGAACUCCAACUACCUCUCCGAGAUUCGUCAGGCGUGUCACAUAAUCCACGCCGUGCUGCAGAAAUCCAAGCACUAUCGCAGGCAGCUAUCGGAAUCCUCGAGAGCACAGCCGAGCUCGAACGGGCACAGUAGCCACACAGUGUCGCUGGUCAAGGAGCACGGCAUGACCCUGGAGGUCAGAACGCAACCCAAAACGGAUGGGCAAUCCCAAUCCCCGACGAGCAGUCGCUUCGUGGUGGUUGGUCGUCUCUUUCAGUCGCCAGCCAAGGAAGUGUACGUGUGUCACUGGUCCGAUGUUCCCCAGAACAUAGUCGAAAUGGCCUUCCGGUUGUCCUUCUUCUCCAUGGGAUGACAUCUUGGCAGGAUACUACUAUGAGUCGAAUUCUUGCUAUAAUAUAAGCACAAAUAUUUAAAAUGUGGCUUUAACUAAACAAAUUACUCCUAUAUAAGUAUACAAAAAAAUUUUUAAAAUUAUAUUUAAGAAUGCAUAAUUAAUCAUUUUCAACAAUUCCAUUACAAAAGCAUUAGAAUUAAGGAAAGUGCAAUUUUGUAUUUUCAAAAUUCGAAAAGCGCAAGCUUGCCAAAACUCUACGAAAUUGAAAAAUUGUGUACAUUUCAUCUGAAACGCAGCGAAUAAAUAUGUAUGAAGGUAUUUCAAGAGGAAAACACAAGAA